GGAAUCCUCCCGCCUUGGCCUCCCAGAGUGCUAGGAUUACAGCCAGUUGUGAACCUGGUCCUAAAAGAUGGCGGACGUGCCCAACGGUGAGCCCUGUGCCUCUCCGCUGGAGCUGUUCAACAGCAUAGCUACUCAAGGGGAGCUCGUGCGUUCCCUCAAAGCCGGGAAGGCACCAAAGGAUGAAAUUGAUUCUGCAGUGAAGAUGUUGCUGUUCUUAAAAAUGAGCUACAAAGACGCCAUGGGGGAGGAUUAUAAGGCUGACUGCCCUCCUAGGAAUACGGCGUCUGAGAGUAACUGUGGCUCAGAUGCCACCGAAGCCGAAGAGGAUUUUGUGGACCCGUGGACGGUACAGACAAGCAGCGCAAAGGGCAUUGAUUACGACAAGCUCAUUGUUCGAUUUGGAAGCAGUAAAAUUGAUAAAGAGCUGAUAAACCGAAUAGAGCGAGCCACUGGCCAGAGACCACACCGCUUCCUGCGCAGGGGCAUCUUCUUUUCACACAGAGACAUGAAUCAGGUUCUCAAUGCCUAUGAAAACAAGCAGCCGUUUUAUCUCUACACGGGCAGAGGCCCCUCUUCUGAAGCCAUGCACGUGGGUCACCUCAUCCCGUUUAUCUUCACAAAGUGGCUGCAGGAUGUGUUUAAUGUGCCCUUGGUCAUCCAGAUGACAGAUGAUGAGAAGUACCUGUGGAAAGACCUGACCCUGGACCAGGCCUAUGGCUAUGCCGUGGAGAAUGCCAAGGACAUCAUUGCCUGUGGCUUUGAUAUCAACAAGACUUUCAUCUUCUCUGACCUCGACUACAUGGGGACGAGCCCAGGCUUCUACAAGAACGUGGUGAAGAUUCAGAAGCACGUUACCUUCAACCAAGUGAAAGGCAUUUUCGGCUUCACGGACAGUGACUGCAUCGGGAAGAUCAGUUUUCCUGCCAUCCAGGCUGCUCCCUCCUUCAGCAGCUCAUUCCCACAGAUCUUCGGUGACAGGACGGACAUCCAGUGCCAUCCAUGUGCCAUUGACCAGGAUCCUUACUUUAGAAUGACCAGAGACGUCGCCCCCAGGAUCGGCUAUCCUAAACCAGCCCUGCUGCACUCGACCUUCUUCCCCGCCCUACAGGGCGCCCAGACCAAAAUGAGUGCCAGCGACCCCAACUCCUCCAUCUUCCUCAUCGACACCGCCAAGCAGAUCAAGACCAAGGUCAAUAAGCAUGCGUUUUCUGGAGGGAGAGACACCAUCGAGGAGCACAGGCAGUUUGGGGGCAACUGUGACGUGGAUGUGUCUUUCAUGUACCUGACCUUCUUCCUUGAGGAUGACGACAAGCUUGAGCAGAUCAGGAAGGAUUACACCAGUGGAGCCAUGCUCACCGGCGAGCUCAAGAAGAUGCUCAUCGACGUGCUGCAGCCCUUGAUUGCCGAGCACCAGGCCCGGCGCAAGGAGGUCACGGAUGAGAUAGUGAGAGAGUUCAUGACUCCCCGGAAGCUCUCCUUCGACUUUCAGUAACGCUCAUUUUGUAUAUGCAUAUAAAAAGAUGUCACGUAUCAGUAAUCCCAGCCCAAUCAAAGCACUGCUACCUGUAGACUUCUGUCACACUGCAAUUACUGGGCCUGAUGUCUCCAAGCCCCCUGAGUGUUCCAAGACUGUUUCUUCCUGUGACUAUCAUCACUUCUGUCUCUUGUGGGCAAGACACUGUGGGGUGAUAAGGGUGCUAGCUAACUUUGCAUGGUCAGAUAGAGAAUCCAGCUGGAGUCUCUCCCACAAAGCAACCCCGGGAGUGGAGCCCGUGCCUGGAAGUCCCCUGGCCAGCCUGCCGUGACCCACAGAGGACUGUCCAUUUGGAAACAUCCCAGGCUUCCAAAUAUACUGUUAAAAUCUAUGCUACAAAAAACUAUUCUAUGUAUGCAUAUAUGGAAUCAAAAUGUCAUUAUUGUAAAGCUAAAAAGUGUUUUGAAAAACUGAUAUAGGGAAGCUAAAUGAGCACAAGAUGUAAUUCAGCUCAUGCCAAAAAAAAUAAUAAUAACUAAGAGCUUUGCUAAACAUUUAACUAAGAAACCACCCAGCUUUAAAAGCUACUUUUACCGUUGAAUAUUGCACAGAAUUGGGCAACUUUUAUUAAAUUGAGUCUUGCAGGUGAAACUUCUCAGUUUACUUACUAAACUCCAGACCAUGCAUGUAUUCCACUCCAGAAAUCAUGCUCUUUCCUUUAGUAUACUAAUUUUUUGCCCACCAAAUAAUCCUCGACACUCCAUCCUGCAGAAACCAGAGGUGGCUUCACCCUGCCUGUGUUCGAUGCUGAGGAGAGACUGUGGCUUUUGCUUUGGCACUAGACUGGUGUAGAAGUCAGCAGAGCAGUGCCCUGGCUGUGUCCCCAGCGGCGGACAUGGCUAGAAAAGCGCGGUGUCAGCCCUUGAGGCCCUCUCGGGUGUCUGUGGGCAGGCUGCCUGGAGUCACAAACCACGUGCAGGCUUGGAAAAGCAAGGCCACAUCUCAGGGAAAGCCCUUGGUUGACAUGUCUGGGUCUCCUCUUGACGGCUUUGCCCGUUGGAGUAAAUAAACUUCCUUUGCUCCUGCC
Messenger RNA from Microcebus murinus (gray mouse lemur), 2561 nucleotides. RefSeq names its product tryptophanyl-tRNA synthetase 1 (gene WARS1). Gene Ontology annotation, biological process: tryptophanyl-tRNA aminoacylation. Gene Ontology annotation, cellular component: cytoplasm. Gene Ontology annotation, molecular function: ATP binding; tryptophan-tRNA ligase activity. Lineage: Eukaryota; Metazoa; Chordata; Mammalia; Primates; Cheirogaleidae. The record is from RefSeq and is a predicted model, not a curated record.